AUGAUGGAAUUAGAUAAAAAGGAUUCUACUGAUAAGAAUACUAAGAAGAAGUAUGUACUUUCCAGACCUGUAAGCGUCAAUAAUAAUAGGGCUCAAUCCAACGAGAGUCAUAGUACCGAUACAAAUGAAUCUAAUAGCUCUGAAGAUAGGAAAGAAAGAAAUAAGUCGAUUAACUAUCUAGGAUGUGUCAUUUCAUUUUUUAACGGUAAUGAUCACAAGUAUCGGUAUCUUGGUGUAACUAUUUUAAUUAUCGCACUCGUGUUUGGUCUAUUACCUGGUCCUGGUCCAGACAAACCUCCUUCAAGAUUUUUCAAUAAUCUUGCUAAUAUGAUCAUCGGAAUCUCUCGUGACAUCGACAGUGUUAAACUUCCAGCCGCAGAUAAAGUUAUUGACCAUGCUGUAGCAUGCCGCCUUGUUAGCUUUGGAGAGAAAAUCGUUCUGGCCGGUCGUGGACUAAGAAACAUGAAUAGCAAAGGUUCAUCGUUAUAUGAAUCGUUUGAUGUAGAAGUUGAUGCGAUGAUGCAACGACUACGAUCCAAUGCACGACAAGGUGAUUCUAAAUACUUUAAGGAAAGGUUGAAUAAUUUAAUCAUAAAGGUACAAGAUUUUAGGGAAGUAGUUGACGGAAUGAGAGAAGCUGAAAAAUUUGUUACUAAAAACGACGAACAUUGUGUUGAUAUUGUUAGAGCUCACAAAGAAAUUGGGACGGUUAAUGAAAUUUUGGUUCAUUUAAAAAAUACUGCUGGUAAUUUAAUGCAAAUGCAAGCAUUUUUAAUGACUUAUGAGGAUAGACUUUUGGACCUUCAGGUUAGUCUUGACAAACCUGGCACCGAUGAUGAAUAUUGCAUAUUUGAAGUUACGAAGCCAGAUCUUAAUUAUUUAAAAAUUUCUGUUGAUAAGUUGAAAGAUUAUCAUCAAAGCUUCGAUAUAAAGGCUGGAAUCUCCAAUUAA
This is a messenger RNA of Funneliformis caledonium, 951 nucleotides long. Lineage: Eukaryota; Fungi; Glomeromycota; Glomeromycetes; Glomerales; Glomeraceae. The record is from the annotation of a GenBank genome assembly.